AUGUACCAAAACCCGUUCUCUGGCACCUUCUUCUUGGACUGGGCCAUAUGGGCUCGCUUAAGUCUUAUUCUGGCUGGCUGCUUCAUCAUUGUCCUCACGACCGCCUACAUCGUCAAGUUCAAAUCAUGGCUCCAGGACAGAAGAUUUGAGAAGAAAGCCGCCCAGCAGGAAGAACGAGGGGAAACGGCCUUUGUGAGCCAUGCUGGUGAUAAGAUACCAUUCGGCAUCCGUGCAUUGAUUGAAGAUGCCCAAAUCGAGGGUGUGUGGCAUUCGCGCCCACUAACACCACUCAAUCCAAAUGACAUUCCAGACCACACCUUGGUCUCAUUUGACGGCCCUGCCCCGACUACUCACACGAGAGGAGGUUCUUCAGUCUCGUCCACGGCAGUUCCUGAAGCCGCUGACAUAGACAAUGGUUCACCAUAUGGUUGGCAUGAACUCUCCGCUGUAUCUUCAAGUGCUAAUCUGUCUCCAUAG
Molecule: messenger RNA, 477 nt
Organism: Exophiala bonariae
Lineage: Eukaryota; Fungi; Ascomycota; Eurotiomycetes; Chaetothyriales; Herpotrichiellaceae
Exons: 3
Coding region: 1-477 (158 amino acids)
Source: RefSeq, a predicted model, not a curated record